Notothenia coriiceps (black rockcod) is the source of this 1864-nucleotide messenger RNA. It is a transcript of the gene wars1, whose product is annotated as tryptophanyl-tRNA synthetase 1. Gene Ontology annotation, molecular function: ATP binding; tryptophan-tRNA ligase activity. Lineage: Eukaryota; Metazoa; Chordata; Actinopteri; Perciformes; Nototheniidae. Gene Ontology annotation, cellular component: cytoplasm. Gene Ontology annotation, biological process: tryptophanyl-tRNA aminoacylation. The record is from RefSeq and is a predicted model, not a curated record. The transcript is spliced from 11 exons. Bases 105 to 1523 code for a protein of 472 amino acids.
CCUGUUUCCCUGGGAAUUAUUUUGUCCAAACACCACCUCACUCAGGCUGAAGCUGAUGCAAGUUGUAUGAGUGAGCUGUCAGCUGUGUGAAGAAUAUUAUAAGGAUGGCAGAGUGUGAAGGAGCCAAGAGUCCAAUGGAGCUCUACGAGAAACUGACAGCACAAGGAGAACAAGUCAGGGCCUUGAAAACAGCUAAAGCGACUAAAGCUGAUGUUGAUGCUGCUGUCCAGCUGCUGAUAAAGUUGAAAACAGACUACAAACAAAUGACAGGUCAGGACUACAAAGCAGGCUGUCCACCUUCAGAGAACUCUGUUGCCCCCGACAACGGGCCAGCAGCAGGUGGCGCUGAUGACGAAGACACAGUCGACCCGUGGAACGUUUCCACGAACAACGCCAAGGGAGUGGAUUAUGACAAACUUAUAUUGAGGUUUGGCAGCAGUAAAGUUGACAAGGAGCUGGUGGACAGAAUAGAAAAGGUCUCGGGACAGAAGUCUCAUCGCUUUCUAAGAAGAGGAAUCUUCUUCUCACACAGGGAUAUGCAUCAAGUACUGGAUGCGUAUGAGAAGCAGAAGUCCUUCUACCUUUACACUGGCAGAGGUCCGUCGUCUGAGGCCAUGCACGUUGGUCACCUCAUCCCCUUCAUCUUCACCAAAUGGUUGCAGGAUGUAUUCGACAUUCCCCUCGUGGUCCAGUUGACUGACGAUGAGAAGUACCUGUGGAAGGACCUAUCACUAGAAGACUGCCACCGCUUUGCUGUGGAAAACGCCAAAGACAUCAUUGCCUGUGGCUUUGAUGUCAACAAAACCUUCAUCUUCUCUGACCUCGACUACAUGGGUGCAUCCCCUGAAUUCUACAGAAAUGUGGUAAAGGUCCAGAAGCAUGUGACGUUCAACCAGGUCAAAGGAAUAUUUGGCUUUACCGACAGUGACUGCAUUGGAAAGAUCAGCUUCCCAGCCAUCCAGGCAGCGCCGUCCUUCAGUAGCUCUUUCCCACAGAUCUUCAAAGGCAGAAAGGACAUUCAGUGUCUCAUCCCCUGUGCCAUAGACCAGGACCCCUACUUCAGGAUGACCCGUGAUGUAGCUCCAAGGAUCGGCUAUCCCAAACCAGCCCUGCUGCACUCCACCUUCUUCCCCGCCCUGCAGGGGGCGCAGACCAAGAUGAGCGCCAGUGACGCCAACACCUCCAUCUUCCUCACUGACACACCCAAGCAGAUCAAAAACAAGGUCAACAAACAUGCGUUUUCGGGAGGAAAGGACACAGUGGAAGAGCACAGGAAGUAUGGAGGAAACCCAGACGUCGACGUUGCCUUCAUGUACUUGACAUUCUUCCUGGAGGAUGAUGAACAGCUGGAAAAGAUCCGACAGGAUUACGCAAGUGGAGCUCUCUUAACAGGAGAACUGAAGAAGCUUUUGAUCGAGACUCUGCAGCCAAUGAUCGAGCAGCAUCAGCAGCGACGCAAACAAGUCACAGAGGAGGAGGUCAAGCAGUUCAUGACUCCCAGACCUCUACAUUUUAACUUCUAGCAUGCUUGAUGAGAUGUCAAGCUUCAUCAUGUCACCAAACUUUAUACACGAGGAAAUAAGUAUCUUUCUCCAUUCCACAUUAUUGUCAUUUGUAACAGGAAUACAAAAGUUUUCUCUUUCAGUUUGCAUCAGACCUGGAGAAAAUGUGAACAUGAAAAUUACUGAAGCAAUGUGUUAAACUAAGCAUGGCAUUGCCUUUGACGUCAUGCAACUUGUUGGCUUCACUCUGCACCAAAUGUACACAUCCAUCUCCAUGAAGUGUUUGUGUUGGAAGCGCUGCUUUACUCUCUGCCCUGAAUUCAGAUCAGGUCGAAUGAAAAUUAAAUCGAAGUAUAAGGGAA